AUGUCGAAACGAAAGUCGGAAGAACCCUUGGAGGGUAUCCUUACCAAUGCAUCCCCAGCAAGCAAGAAAGUGCGCAUCGAAGAUGUUCUUGAGGAAGAAACCCCCGUGCAUGCUAGUCUCCAUACUCCCCAAAGCCCAACUGUCCAGCCCACAAACGGCGCGAGUGUCUCCCAGAGUAUGAUGGAGGAGCAGGAAGAGGAGGAAGAAGUCGAAUCAGACGUUGAAGACGACCGGCUACCAGCUGCACCACUGCGACAAAAUGCGCCCACAGAAGGCUACGAUGAUCUUUAUCUAGACACCAUCAAUCGAUCCUUGCUGGAUUUCGACUUCGAGAAACUCUGUUCCGUUACCCUCUCCAACAUUAACGUCUAUGCUUGUCUGGUCUGUGGGAAAUACUUCCAAGGACGAGGCCCAAAGUCUCACGCAUACCUCCACGCCCUCGAAGUUGAUCAUCAUGUCUUCAUCAACAUGGAGACCAAGAGAGUCUAUGUCCUACCCGAGGGUUAUGAGGUGCACAACAAGAGUCUGGACGAUAUCAAGUAUGUGGUGGAUCCAAAAUACACGGAAGAGGAGGUCAGACUGCUAGACAAGGAUCCGAAGGAGUCGACAGACCUUGCCCACAAGCGAUACAGGCCCGGGUUCAUGGGCAUGAACAACAUUAAAGCCAACGACUACCUCAAUGUGGUUGUGCAAGCAUUGGCGCAUAUUUCGCCAUUGAGAGAUUUCUUCCUUCUACAUGGCUUUCCUCACACGGCGUCGCAGUUGCCGGUGCGCUUCAGCACGCUGGUUCGCAAACUGUGGAACCCCAGAGCGUUCCGAUCUCACGUCUCGCCGCAUGAACUGUUGCAAGAGAUUGCCCUGCGUUCGUCCAAGAGAUUUACUUUGACACAACAAUCGGAUCCUGUGGACUUGCUCGCCUGGCUCCUCAACAACCUUCACAGCACGUUAGGAGGUUCACGCAAGGCGCUCUCGUCGCCCAUAUACAAGUGUUUCCAGGGGAAAUUGCGGGUUGAAUCACAAGAGAUCACGGCAAAAUCUGAUGCGACGGGUGAUCGACUCAGGUUCGAGGAGUCAUCCAACAUCAAGACGGACAUGCACCCGUUCCUCAUUUUGACGCUGGAUCUCCCUCCAGUGCCUCUCUUUCGAGAUGCGGUUGAAUCCAAGAAUAUUAUCCCUCAAGUUCCACUUAUCAACCUAUUACAAAAGUACAACGGGCUGAAUGCUAUGGAGAGAGCGGCUCAUCGACUCCGACAUCGACUCCUACACCCGCUCCCGCCCUACCUUUUAUUUCAUAUCAAACGCUUCAGUCACAACAAAUUCGUUUCCGAGAGGAAUCCAACCAUUGUGACAUUUCCUUCUCCUCGAGGAUUGGAUAUGUCACCCUACGUCGAACCUAAUCCGGCAAUCCACCCACCCGGGGAGCCAAUCCUUUACGACAUGGUUGCCAACAUUAUUUUGGAUACAACCUCAAUUUCUAGUGCUGGCGGCGAGGACACUAAUGCCGCCGACGCCGCGAACAAAGCCGUUGGUGCGGAGGGCCAGAAAGUGGCUUGGAAGGUGCAACUCCGAGACAAGGCUGUUGCGUAUGCCCAGCGCACUGAUCUUCCGGAGUGGCUGGAGAUACAAGACCUCUGGGUCGAACGAGCAGAAUCCGAGACGCUUUUCACCAGGGAGGGCUAUCUUAUGGUGUGGGAGCGGCGAAGAGAAAAGAAAAAGGCCAAGCAGACCAACGGAGUAAGAACAGCGCAAGGCUGA
Fonsecaea multimorphosa CBS 102226 is the source of this 1755-nucleotide messenger RNA. RefSeq lists its product as uncharacterized. NCBI's taxonomy places the organism in Eukaryota, Fungi, Ascomycota, Eurotiomycetes, Chaetothyriales, Herpotrichiellaceae. Gene Ontology annotation, molecular function: zinc ion binding; cysteine-type deubiquitinase activity. Bases 1 to 1755 code for a protein of 584 amino acids. The transcript has a single exon. Gene Ontology annotation, biological process: mRNA processing; protein deubiquitination; spliceosomal complex assembly. The record is from RefSeq and is a predicted model, not a curated record.